Messenger RNA from Rhinolophus ferrumequinum (greater horseshoe bat), 4527 nucleotides. RefSeq names its product tyrosine kinase non receptor 2 (gene TNK2). Gene Ontology annotation, cellular component: extrinsic component of cytoplasmic side of plasma membrane. Bases 582 to 3746 code for a protein of 1054 amino acids. The transcript has 16 exons. Gene Ontology annotation, biological process: regulation of keratinocyte differentiation; negative regulation of epidermal growth factor receptor signaling pathway; protein phosphorylation. The record is from RefSeq and is a predicted model, not a curated record. NCBI's taxonomy places the organism in Eukaryota, Metazoa, Chordata, Mammalia, Chiroptera, Rhinolophidae. Gene Ontology annotation, molecular function: protein binding; protein serine/threonine/tyrosine kinase activity; protein tyrosine kinase activity.
GGACCGCUCCUGGGAGCGCGGGGAGGGGUUCGAAAGUUCCGGGGAGCAGGGUGAGCAGUAUUGGGAGAGCUGCGGGCACCACAGACGGGAGGCGGUGGUUCUAGGAGAGGUCCCUACUCGCCGAGGGAGACUCGAGGUGGUGGGGAGGGCGCGGCCUGUGGGGCCCCAGGGGCCUGAGGGGGAGGGACGCUUGGGGGUGCAGGAAGCAAAUUGGCUGCCCGGGGUGCAGGAGGGACAGGUGGUGCUGGCUGUCCAAGAAACAUACCUGGACGGGAAGAGGUCCCAGGAGGGAGAGGCGCCCCCUGAGGGGCACAGGAUCCGGAGGCGCAGGCGGAGGAGGAGGUGGUAACCUACUGGCUGGCUGUCGAGCCAGGAUCGCUCUAGGGCCAAACCGAGGGCAAAAUGUAGGAGUUUGGGGAGUGGGGAGCAGAAGAGCGCUGUGAACCUGAGAGCGUUGGGAGCCACUGCCCGAGUGCAGGCAGUGUCCUGCUGGAUCGUCUUCUGCCACCUCAUCCUGGGCAUCAUCGAAGCUGUGUCUACAGGGAGGCAACAGAAGGCAGCAGAGGCUGGGGACCAGCAGCAUGCAGCCGGAGGAGGGCACAGGCUGGCUGCUGGAGCUGCUGUCAGAGGUGCAGCUGCAACAGUACUUCCUGCGGCUCCGCGACGACCUCAAUGUUACCCGCCUGUCCCACUUUGAGUAUGUCAAGAAUGAGGACCUGGAGAAGAUUGGCAUGGGCCGGCCUGGCCAGAGGCGGCUGUGGGAGGCUGUGAAGCGGAGAAAGGCCCUGUGCAAACGCAAGUCCUGGAUGAGCAAGGUAUUCAGUGGAAAGCGGCUGGAGGCUGAGUUCCCUCCUCAUCACUCUCAGAGCACCUUCCGGAAGACCUCGCCCACCCCCGGGGGCCCAGCGGGGGAGGGGCCCCUGCAGAGCCUCACCUGCCUCAUUGGGGAGAAAGACCUGCAUCUCUUUGAGAAGCUCGGAGAUGGCUCCUUUGGCGUGGUGCGCAGGGGCGAGUGGGAUGCCCCCUCAGGGAAGACGGUGAGUGUGGCUGUGAAGUGCCUGAAGCCUGACGUGCUAAGCCAGCCAGAGGCCAUGGACGACUUCAUCCGGGAGGUGAACGCCAUGCACUCUCUCGACCACCGAAACCUCAUCCGCCUGUACGGUGUGGUGCUCACGCCACCCAUGAAGAUGGUGACAGAGCUGGCGCCUCUGGGAUCAUUGUUGGACAGGCUUCGCAAGCACCAGGGCCACUUCCUUCUGGGUACUCUGAGCCGCUAUGCUGUGCAGGUUGCCGAGGGCAUGGGCUACCUGGAGUCCAAGCGCUUUAUCCACCGUGACCUGGCUGCCCGCAAUUUGCUGUUGGCCACCCGAGACCUGGUCAAGAUCGGGGACUUUGGGCUGAUGCGAGCGCUACCCCAGAACGACGACCACUACGUCAUGCAGGAGCAUCGCAAGGUGCCCUUUGCCUGGUGUGCCCCCGAGAGCCUGAAGACACGCACCUUCUCCCAUGCCAGCGACACCUGGAUGUUUGGGGUGACGCUGUGGGAGAUGUUCACCUAUGGCCAGGAGCCCUGGAUUGGCCUCAACGGCAGCCAGAUCCUGCAUAAGAUUGACAAGGAGGGGGAGCGUCUGCCGCGGCCAGAGGACUGUCCCCAGGACAUCUACAAUGUCAUGGUCCAGUGCUGGGCUCACAAGCCAGAGGACAGACCCAGCUUUGUGGCCCUGCGGGACUUCCUGCUGGAGGCCCAGCCCACUGACAUGCGGGCCCUUCAGGACUUUGAGGAGCCAGACAAGCUGCACAUCCAGAUGAAUGACGUCAUCACCGUCAUCGAGGGGAGGGCUGAGAAUUACUGGUGGCGUGGGCAGAAUACUCGGACGCUGUGUGUGGGGCCCUUCCCUCGCAAUGUGGUGACCUCCGUGGCUGGCCUGUCGGCCCAGGACAUCAGCCAGCCUCUGCAGAAUAGCUUCAUCCACACAGGGCAUGGCGACAGCGACCCCCGCCACUGCUGGGGCUUUCCCGACAAGAUCGAUGAACUGUAUCUGGGAAAUCCUAUGGACCCUCCCGACCUGCUGAGCGUGGAAUUGAGCACCUCCCGCCCCACCCAGCAUCUGGGAAGGGUGAAAAGGGAGCCUCCACCUCGCCCACCUCAGCCUGCCAUCUUCACUCAGAAACCAACCUAUGACCCUGUGAGCGAGGACCAAGACCCCCUGUCCAGUGAGUUCAAGAGGCUGGUGCUGCGGAAGCCAGGCCUGCCCCGUGGGCUGUGGCUGGCAAAGCCGUCGGCCCGGGUGCCGGGCACCAAGGCAGGCCGCGGCGGCAACGGCGAGGUCACACUCAUCGACUUCGGCGAGGAGCCCGUGGUCCCGGCCCCACGGCCCUGUGCGCCCUCACUGGCGCAGCUGGCCAUGGAUGCCUGCUCCUUGCUGGACAAGACCCCGCCGCAGAGCCCCACUCGGGCCCUGCCCCGGCCCCUGCACCCCACACCUGUGGUGGACUGGGAUGCCCGCCCACUGCCCCCGCCACCCGCCUACGACGAAGUGGCCCAAGACGAGGACGACUUUGAGGUCUGCUCCAUCAACAGCACCCUGGUGGGCGCAGGAGUCUCCCCCGGCCCCACCCAGGGAGAGACCCACUACGCCUUUGGGCCUGAGCAGCCGCGGCUCCUCCCUCCGGUGGAGGAUAACCUGUUCCUCCCGCCCCAGGGUGGGGGCAAGCUACCCUCCUCAGCCCAGACCGAAGAGAUCUUCCAGGCGCUGCAGCAGGAGUGCAUGCGGCACCUGCAGGUCCCGGCCCGCUCGCUGGGCUCCUCACCCAGCCCGGUGAGCGACGACAGGCCCCAGGUGCCCCCACGGGUGCCCAUCCCCCCGAGGCCUGCGCGCCCACGUGGCGAGCUGUCCCCAGCCCUGUCAGGCGAAGAGGAGACAGGGCGGUGGCCUGGACCUGCCUCCCCUCCCUUGGUGCCUCCCCGGGAGCCUGUGUCCCCUCAAAGCUCAAGGACCCCUAGCCCCCUGGUGCCACGUGGCAGCUCCCCGCUGCCACCGUGGCUCUCAAGCUCACCUGGGAAGACCAUGCCCACCACCCAGAGCUUCGCUUCAGACCCCAAGUACGCCACACCCCAAGUGAUCCAGGCACCUGGCCCACGGGCCGGGCCCUGUAUCCUGCCCAUCGUCCGAGAUGGCAAGAAGGUCAGCAGCACCCACUACUACCUGCUGCCUGAGCGCCCACCCUAUUUGGAGCGCUACCAGCGCUUCCUGCGUGAGGCCCAGAGCCCCGAAGAGCCAGCCCCCCUGCCUGUGCCCCUGCUACCCCCACCCAGCACCCCAGCCCCUGCUGCCCCCACUGCCACUGUUCGUCCCAUGCCCCAGGCUGCCCCAGACCCCAAGGCCAACUUCUCCACCAACAACAGCAACCCAGGGGCACGGCCACCAGCCCUGAGGGCCACUGCCCGACUGCCACAGAGGGCCUGCCCUGGGGACGGGCCGGAGGCUGCACGGCCAGCAGAUAAGAUCCAGAUGCUGCAGGCCAUGGUGCAUGGGGUGACCACAGAGGAGUGCCAGGCCGCCCUGCAGAGCCACGGCUGGAGCGUGCAGAGGGCUGCCCAGUAUCUGAAGGUGGAGCAGCUUUUUGGGUUGGGUCUGCGGCCGCGAGGCGAGUGCCACAAAGUGCUGGAGAUGUUCGAUUGGGACCUGGAGCAGGCCGGCUGCCACCUGCUGGGCCCCUGUGGCUCUGCCCAGCACAAGCGCUGAGAUGUCUGUAGAACAAGAGGGUCUGCCCUGAAGGAAUAACUUGAGCCUGUCCAUCUGACAAGGGCAGGGAUGCCCAUUUCAGGCCUGGAGGACCUGCUGCCACCCACUGCUUCCAGUGGCAGAGGGGGGGCCAAAGCAGCAGGAGGCUGGGAGCCCCGCCUUGCCUCCCUCCCUCACCCAGCGCCAUCCCUGCAACUUCGGUUCAGCCCUCGGUGCACCCAGCCAAGGUGCAGGAAGGAGCCCCAUGAAGGCAGGCCUGGGGGUGGCCUCAUGGCCCCUACAGCUGACCUGCCUCUGGCUCCACCCUGGCGGGGCUGUGGAUGUCCCCGAGUCCUGCCGACGGGGAAGCCAGGCUUGACCCCAGGCCUGGAGUUGUGUUGGCCACAAGGAGAGGUGGAUGACACAGGGCUGGGCCCUUCUCCAGAAAGCCCCUGGUGGGCAGUUGGGGUGUUGGACAGAGUGUGACUUGUGGCCUCUCCGUGGACAUGUUAUGGGACUUGGCUGUUCUUAGGAUCUUGUGCCUGGAAAUAGCCUGAGGUGGCUCAGGAAGCAGAGCAAGUGUGCCAGAUAAUUCUCUGGCAGGGACCAGGGCCCAAGGCCCCAGGGUUGGAAGGAGACCAAGGGGGCAGCUGCCCUCGAGGGACACCAGUGCUUCCUCUUUGACCCAACUCUUUCCCUGUGCCGUUCUGUUUUCCCACCAGCCUCUGUUGCCAAAGUUGCUGCCCCAGUUAUGGAUUCCUGCUUCUUCCAGAGAAAUAAAAUUAGUUUCUAUUUUAUGUUA